Molecule: messenger RNA, 2270 nt
Organism: Anopheles coluzzii
Lineage: Eukaryota; Metazoa; Arthropoda; Insecta; Diptera; Culicidae
Gene: Mau2
Product: MAU2 chromatid cohesion factor homolog
Exons: 5
Coding region: 9-2063 (684 amino acids)
Biological process (GO): mitotic sister chromatid cohesion; maintenance of mitotic sister chromatid cohesion
Cellular component (GO): chromatin; SMC loading complex
Molecular function (GO): protein binding; double-stranded DNA binding
Source: RefSeq, a predicted model, not a curated record
GGGCACCGAUGCAUCGUUUUUGUUUACGUCGAUCGGUACAUUCGCUUCCCCCGCCGAGAGAGCAUCGGGAAACUCCAGCGCUCCAGUUUUCCGCCUUUUUCAACCCUUCCUGUGCAUCUUUCCGUCUGAUGACAUCCUCCCAGGAUGCGUGCUACAUAUCCCUGCUGGGACUGGCGGAAUACUUUCGCACUUCGACUCCGCCGGAUAUCAAGAAGUGCAUCCAGUGCCUGCAGGCGUUGUUUACGUUCAAGCCACCGCUGAAGGUGGAAGCCCGAACGCACCUGCAGCUCGGCCAGAUACUGAUGGCGUACACGAAGAACACGGACCUUGCCAAGAACCAUCUCGAGCAGGCGUGGAUCCUUUCGGAAAACAUUAACAACUUUGACGAUGUUAAGUUCGACACGGCCAGUUUGUUGGCGCAGUUGUACCAGCAGCAGGACCAAAGCUCGCUCGCCAAACCGGUGCUCAGGAAAGCGAUCGAAUUGUCCCAGCACAACGUGUACUGGCACUGUAAGCUGCUGUUCCAGCUCGCGCAAACGCAUGCCACAGACAAAGAGUACACGCUGGCCUCGGAGCUGCUGGCGGUGGGUGUGGAAUCGACGGACGAAUCGAACGCGACCUAUCUGAAAUCGUUGUUCCUGCUCAGCCGGGCCAUGAUCAUGAUGAUCGAACGGAAAACGAACGACGUGCUGGCGAUCCUGAACCAGGCCAGCCCCAUCAUCGACCAUUCGAUCCAGAACGUUCACCUGAAGGAGUACUUGAAGGUGUUCUUUUACGUGCUGCAAGUGUGUCACUACCUGCAGCUGGGCCAGGUGAAAACGGUAAAGACGAGCCUGAAAAUGCUGCAGCAAAGCAUCCAGACGAUCAUUGCACCGAACUGGCCAUCGGACGAGCAAAUAUUCGGCCAGAACAACACGGAAAUGUUCAUGUGGUUGCCGAAGGAGCAGCUGUACGUGCUGGUGUAUCUUGUCACCGUUUCACACUCGAUGAUGGCUGGCUACAUGGACAAGGCACAGAAGUACACCGAAAAAGCACUGACGCAAAUCGAGAAGCUGAAAUCUCAAGAAAACAAACCAAUUCUGGCGGUGUUUCAGAUCAUCCUGCUCGAACACAUCAUCAUGUGCCGGCUGGUGAUGGGCAACAAAUCGCUAGCGAUCAAGGAGAUCGCCCUGGCCAAGGAUGUGUGCCUGUCGUCGACGAACAAGUUUCUGCUGAAGAAGCAUGCACCGCAGCUGCACUGCCUGCUGGGCCUGUACGCCAUGUCCACCAGUUUGUUCGAGCACGCGGAGAAGCAAUUUUACGCCUGCAUUCAGGAAACGACCGAACGGGAGCUGAAACUGUUCGCCAACCUGAACCUUGCCAUCGUGUACUUGCGCACGAAACGUGAGCAAGAUUUGCGCAACAUCCUCGAGCAGAUACAGCAGGAAAAUUCCCAGUGCUCCAACAGCCAGGCACUGAUGGGCAGUUUCUACUACGUGCAGGGGUUGAAUGCAUUCCACAAGAGCAGCUUCCAUGAGGCCAAACGUUUUCUGCGCGAAACCCUCAAGAUGGCCAACGCGGAAGACCUGAACCGGCUGACGUCCUGCUCGCUCGUGCUGCUGAGCCACGUGUUCCUUAGCAUUGGCAACUCGAAGGAAAGCAUGAACAUGGUCACGCCGGCAAUGCAGCUGGCGUCCAAAAUACCGGACAUUCACGUGCAGCUGUGGGGCAGUGCCAUACUGAAGGAUCUGCAUCGGAUGCUGAAGGAACCGACGCAGGAGAUCGAAGCGUACAACAAUCACGUCCACUUCUCCCAGAACCUGAUCGCCGACCAGCUCAAGUGUACCAAGUUUCCCGAGCACGCACUGAUCAACUGGUUCCAGGGCGAUCCACCGCUUCCGAUGCUGUCGCAGGACCUGCUUCUGCAACCGACGGCCGCGACCAUUGUCGCACCGACCGUUGCGGUAGCGUCCGGCUCUGGUGUGCCACUAGUGGUGCAGCAGCAGCAGCAGCAGCAACAACAGCAGGGCGGAACGUUUGUACGAUUACCGGGCACACUUAACCAGCAAGUUAUGUUCCAGUAGGAUGUAACCUGUGUGUGGAGCGAGACUUGGCGGUUGUGUAUAAAUUACAUUUGGAAGGUUUAGCAACAAAUCUCGUUCACGCGUUGAAGAGAUAUCGAUUGUGUGUUUGUGUGUUCGUGUGCGUGUGUUCGUGUGUGCGUGAGUGACGACGAUGGUUGUAAGCUGCUGUAAAAUGGAAAGUAAGAUUAAAUAAAGUUUUAACUGAAA